AUGAAAUUUAGUCAUGAUAGACCAACUUCAAAGCUAAUAAAUUCAAGACCUACUGCUACUCAAGCUCAAUCCACUAGUCCUCACUUCAAUCACACUAAUCAUAAUGGAAAAAAGAAAAAAAGAAGCGAUAAAAUAUUUGAGAUUAGUAAGCCAACAAAAUUUGAACAUGGAAUUCAUGUAGAAUAUAAUAACGAAAGUGGCAAAUUCGUGGGAUUGCCAGAUGUUUGGCAAAAAAAUUUACCAAGUGAUGAUAUACUUAAUACAAAAUAUAUAAAUCCACUUUUAGUUCCAACUCUUGAACCAUCUGAUGGAAAUGGAGCACCGGGUAAAAAUAUAGGAAUACCCUAUAAUUUUAAACAUAAUGUACAUGUUGGACUUGAUGAAGCUGGAUUUAUGGUUAUACCGCCAGAAUGGAAGGCCCAACUUGAAUCUGCAGGAAUUACCGAAGAUGAUUUUAAAAAUCGUCCCGAAGCAGUAAAUAGAUUAUUACAUAUGUUAGCAAAUGAUAAUCAGCAACGUCAAAUUUCCUCCUUAUCUUCAAUUACUAAUAUUGCACAUCAGCGUUCUGUAUCCUUGGGUUCUCACACUCCACAACCUUACAUACUUCCAUCACCUUCUCCCGCCCCAUCAACUCUUAAUGUCAAUGCUGACAAUUACAAUAACAAUGGCAACAAUUAUCCAACCUUAAUAAGGAAAGGUUCAGCAUCAUUAUUAAAAUCUCCUGUCAGAAAAUAUUCAAGUCCUUCUCUUUAUCACACUCAACCAAAUGACUUAUUUAAUAAUUCUUCGGAAUUAAUAGAUUCACCGAACUAUCACAACAGAAACAGUAAUAAUAAUAUAAAUAGUCAAAGAAAAGGUUCGGCAAGUUCACAAAAUUCUGCAAAUGAAUCAACCAGCUCAUUUCCUUUCACCAACACAUAUUACGACACUCCUUCGAUAGCUUCUCCAAGAUUACCAAGGACUUCUAGUUUGUCUUCCCCAAUAAAAGAAUCCCAAUCUACCAUCAAUAACACAACUAGUUAUUCGUCUCAAAAUCAAAAUCAUUAUAAUUAUAAUUAUAAUAGCGAUAACAAUGAUUCAUUUAUCAACAGUCCUGUUUCUCCAAGAAAAUACUCAAAUUCUUCUUCUUCUUCAAAUAAUAACACUACGCAUUUAAGGGAUUCUACAAGUUCAAUAAUAAAUAAUAAUAAAGAUAGGCCUAUUUCUUCCACUUCAAAAACAAGUGAUUAUCCUUAUUCUCCUAUAACAAUGCGUGACAGGCCAACGUCACCAAUUCCAUCCUCACGAGACAGGCCACUGUCACCAAAUCCAUCGUCGCGUGACAGACCAAUGUCACCGAUUCCAUCUUCACAAAAAUCACCUUAUAAAAUAAGAGAUUCUCGUGGCGCAGAAAUAAUUAAUAUUCCACCACCACCUAACUAUCGACCCACAUCACCUAUACUUCCACCACCACGUGUAAUUCCACCAAUUCCUACCACAAAAAAAAUUGAACCACCUCCAAGACCUCCCCACAGACAAAAUAAAGCCCGACCAAUUAGCCAAAAAUAUUUAUCAGAUUCAAUUUCUAGUUCGCAAAAAGACUAUAUCAAGAAUAUUCACAAUAAAAAACAAUAUAGUGUUGGUUCACUGCCAGCAUUUUCAUCAUUAUCAAAUAUUCCAUAUGAAAAGGAACAAAAAGAAAAAUCAUCGUUUUCAAAAAAACAGAAUGAUGAUGAUUCAGUGCAAUCCUAUAUAAAUCCUGAUUUGUUACCGAAAGAAAUUCGUCAUUUAGUUGAAAUUUUGGAUAUUGGAGAACCAAAUGAAAUUUACGAUAACAUGUUACCGAUUGCUGAAGUUGAAUAUAUUGGUUGUUACUACACUGUUGAUUCACUUUGGGUAGCGAUGGAAUGUAUGGAAGCAUCAUUGGCUGAUAUUAUAUCGAUGUAUCCUGAUGGUCCAAAAAUCAACGAAUUUCAAAUUGCAAGAUUUAUGAGAGAAACACUAAAAGGCAUCUCAUAUUUACACAAAUCACGAGUCAUUCAUCGAGAUAUUCGAAGCGAUAAUAUAUUAUUAAAUAAUAACGGUGACAUUAAAAUUGCUGAUUUCGCACAAUCUAUACAAUUGACCGACAAACAACCUUAUUGUGAUUCAGUGGUAGGUACGCCAUAUUGGAUGGCACCAGAAGUUAUAUUAGGGUCACAAUAUGGCACCAAGGCUGAUAUUUGGAGUCUUGGUAUUGUGAUGAUUGAAAUGGCCGAAGGAGAUCCACCAUACAUUGAACAUCCCGGAUUGAAGGCAGUUGUAAUGAUAGCCAAACAUGGAAUUCCUGAUUUAGUUAAUCCUGAGAGAUGGACAAAAAUAUUCAAGGAUUUCCUUGCCAAUUGUAUAGAAACUGAUACAACUAAACGAAAAUCUGCAGAUGAAUUGUUAACACAUCAAUUUCUACAAAAUGUAUCGACAAACAGUGAGAUUCAGAGAAUGUUGCAAGAAUUUCAAUAUCAUAAUGUUAAUGGUGAUAUCAAUCAAAAUGAUGUGAAGAAAGAAUAUCAUAAUGAUUAUGAUUAUGAUUACGAUGAUGAUAAUAUAAUAAAUGAUUACGGUUAUGAAGAAGAUCAUAAUGAAAUAUAUUCUGGAUAUGUAAAUAUUGUUAGCAAUAAUGGAAAUGAGGAGGUAGAUGAUGAUGCUGAUUAUUAUAUUAAUAGUAUUUCAAAUAAUUUUGACGAUUCUAGUAUUGGAUAA
Entrophospora sp. SA101 is the source of this 2718-nucleotide messenger RNA. Lineage: Eukaryota; Fungi; Glomeromycota; Glomeromycetes; Entrophosporales; Entrophosporaceae. The record is from the annotation of a GenBank genome assembly.